AGGAGGAGGGAUGCUGGAGCACACCUUACCCUCUUCACAAGCACAUCCUCGGAGCGCACCGUCACAAACCACCAUCACCACCCACACCCUCCAACCGGCACUCAACACCAACACCGCGUCUGGACGGCAGGAUGAGGAUCUGGUUAAGUUCUCAGUAUGGUGAAAGCGGUCUGGUGCUGUUUGGUCUGAUAACGCUGACCCUGUCUCUUGGCAAUCUCUCCAGCAAAGGACAGGAGGAGGGUGUUGCCUCUAACAGUCUGGAGGACAGAAUGGGUGUGAUUACAUACUGGUGGGGAGAAUGGACAAAAUGGACAGCCUGUACACGUACCUGCGGGGGAGGAGUCAUGUCUCAGGAGAGACACUGUCUUAAACAAAGAAAGAGAACUGCAACUGGAAAGGACAACAUGACAUGCACAGGCGGUGCUAAAAAGUACCAUCUCUGCAAUGCAAAGGAAUGUCCAGCUACAGGAAGAAGCUUUAGAGAAGAGCAAUGCUGGUCGUUCAACUCUCAGGUGUACAAUGGAAAAAACUACCACUGGAAACCUCUAUAUCCCGAUGACUACGUUCACAUCUCCAGUAAUCCGUGUGACCUGCACUGCACCACCUCUGAUGGCCAAAGACAACUGAUGGUGCCUGCACGUGAUGGGACGUCCUGCAAGUACAGCAACUACAGGGGAGUGUGUGUAGAUGGGAGAUGUGAACCAAUUGGAUGUGACGGCGUCCUCUUCUCACCCAACGCUCUCGAUAAAUGUGGCGUAUGUCAGGGGGACGGCAGCAGCUGCAGUCGUGUUACUGGGAACUUCCGUCGAGGGGCUGCUACUCUGGGCUAUUCUUUCAUCGCUCAAAUCCCAGAAGGAUCAUGGGACAUCCAGAUCAUUGAGAGGAAGAAGUCUGCAGAUAUCCUGGCUGUGACUGACCAAGCAGGCAACUUUUUCUUCAACGGUGCAUAUAAAGUGGACACCCCUCAGAACUUCCACGUGGCGGGGACCAUUUUCAAAUACAGACGGCCCACAGAUGUGUACGAGACGGGAAUCGAGUACAUUGUGGCGAAAGGGCCCAUCGAUCAGCCCAUCAAUGUUCUGGUCUGGAACCAAAAUGGACAAAAUCCUUACAUCACCUACGAGUACACAGUGAUGCGUGACUCUCUCACUUCGGUCGCCCAGGCCCCUAUUUACACAGGACCCCGUGAAGGAUCCAGUCUUCUGUCUGUGGAAGUCGAGAGUGUUUUACAACACAAUGACAGUGUGUAUAAUAAUAAAGAACCAUCUGAGAUGGAGGGCAACCAGGUACAAACUCAGGACAACGGGCCCAGGGCUAUGGAAGGACUAAAGCCUGGACAAGAGACCAAUGAAGUCUACAAGACAGCUUUACUUGAUUGUGAGCAAACUGACAAAACACCAGUCCAGUAUACAGAGGGAAAUUGCAGCUGGCCCAUUGGAGAUUCAACCCCUGGUGUUGCACCUGCAGAAGAUCCACUGAUCAACUCUAAAAAUCUCAUCUGGAGGAUGUUGCUGGGAGAGCGAACCGGCUCAGACGGUGUCCACGCUAACAUCUCAACCAAUCAGCUUCAUACUUAUAAAGAUGGUUUGUCUACUGAAGCAGGACCACUGGAAUUAGACUACAGCAGUUUUGAGCCAACAGGUUUCCUUAAUGGCUCACUGCUUGAGUUCACCGUGGGCCAACAGCAAAAUCAAACGGGGGACAUCCUGCUGCCAAACAGAACUGUCGCUACCGGUUUUCGGAACAACAGCCGUAGCAAUCGCACCAGGAAUAACCAAAGGCUCCUUCAGAAGAACAGACUGAGUGCCGCUGACAUGUAUCGAUGGAAGUUGUCCUCGCAAGAGCCAUGCAGUAUGACUUGCUCAAUAGGUGUGACAAAGUCGCUGGCCAUGUGCGUGCGGUACGAUGGCAUCGAGGUGGACGAUGUUUACUGUGACGCUUUGACUCGACCAGAGCCAGUUCACGAUUUCUGCAUCGGGAGAGAAUGCCAGCCAAGAUGGGAGGCCAGCAGCUGGAGCGAAUGUUCACGCACCUGCGGGGAAGGGUUUCAGUUUCGGCUGGUGCGUUGCUGGAAGAUGCUGGCUCCCGGGUUGGACAGUUCGGUGUACAGUGACCUCUGCACGGAGGCACAGUUAGAGCGACCACCAGAGCGCCGGGCCUGUAAGAGCCCCACCUGUGGCCCUCAGUGGGAAGUAGCUGAGUGGUCGGAGUGUCUGGCUAAAUGUGGCCACAGAGGUCUGGUUACUCGUGAGGUCAGGUGCUCACAUGAGACCCACGAGUGUGAUGAGGUGACUCGGCCACUGUCUGCCAAAAACUGCACCGGCCCACCAUGUGAGCGCCAGUGGACGAUGUCCGAGUGGGGACCGUGCUCAGGUGUUUGUGGGCAUGGAAAAACAGUGCGGCACGUCUACUGCAAAACCCCAGAGGGUCGUGUGGUGGCCGAGUCUCAGUGCUCACUCGACAACAAACCUCUGGCCAUUCACCCCUGCGGUGAUAAUGAAUGUCCUCCACACUGGCUGGCCCAGGACUGGGAGAGGUGUAACACAACAUGCGGACGAGGCGUGAAGAGAAGGAUCGUGUUGUGCGUCGGCAUCACGGGUGGGAAGGUCCAGAUGCACGGAGACGAGGAAUGCGAUGUCAGCAGGAGACCAGCAGAUGAGGACACCUGCUUUGAGAGGCCUUGUUUCAAGUGGUACACAACACCUUGGUCCGAGUGCACCAAGACCUGCGGUGUCGGGGUGCGAAUGAGAGAUGUGAAGUGCUAUCAGGGAAGAGAGCUCGUUCGCGGGUGUGACCCUUUGACCAAACCUGUCAACAAGCAGACCUGUGCACUCCAGCCCUGCCCCACUGAACCUCCAGAUGAAAAUUGUCAGGAUCGCCCCUCCACAAACUGCUCAUUGGCUCUGAAGGUGAAUUUGUGCAGCCACUGGUAUUACAGCAAGGCCUGUUGCCAUUCUUGCCGUAACCUUCGAGCUUCCUAGUGCCUCGCCACGACAUCAGACGGGCGUCACCUGCAAUGCCAAGGAUUGAAGGACAAAAAUAAUGAAGUAUUUGUUAAGCAAUAUAAAACUGCAUUACUGUCAGUAUAAAAAAAAAUGAUACCUAUUUCUGACUAUAUCCUGUGAUCGUGGGAUACAUUAAGGAAAUAUUAAGUUAUUUGGUUAUCUCUCAGAGGAUUAUAUUGCAUGUCGUAAUGUAUUUAUUAUCACUUAGAUUUGAUAUCUGGCAGUGGUCGAGGUCAAUACUGAACGUUACCUCGGGCUAAAGAUGGCUGAUUUUAGUACUGUACAUCGGCUGACCUUCGACCCACUGCAGAUUUACUCUCUAAUGUUUACUUUAACUCGGUUUUACUAUGGUAAAUCGCCAAAGGCUUACAGUAUGUUAAUUUAUUGGUUCAAGGAGAUGUUUGACUAUAUUCUCCCAUUUUGUAUCCAAUUCAUUCAUGUUUGUAGCUGGACAAUGGAUUUAGAGUCCUGACACUUGAACGAUAUGUUAUUGAAAAUGUAUCUGAUUCAUAUAUUGCUUAUAAGAAUCAAUAAACCUAAUAUAUUGUAUUAUG
This is a messenger RNA of Paramisgurnus dabryanus, 3559 nucleotides long. It is a transcript of the gene adamtsl2, whose product is annotated as ADAMTS-like 2. NCBI's taxonomy places the organism in Eukaryota, Metazoa, Chordata, Actinopteri, Cypriniformes, Cobitidae. Gene Ontology annotation, cellular component: extracellular matrix. The record is from RefSeq and is a predicted model, not a curated record. Gene Ontology annotation, biological process: extracellular matrix organization.